CCCCGCGGGCGCUGGCGCUGCUGCUGGCGCUGCUGCUGGCGCUGCUGCUGGCGCGGACGGCGGCGGAGCUGGCGGAGGAGCUGGUGCGGGAGCUGGGGGACGCCGAGGAGGAGGCAGCGGCCGUCGGGGCCGCCCCGCCGGGACCCGCCGCUUUCCACCGCGCCGCUAAGGCGGCUUGGCGGCUGCCCGGGCGGUACGUGGUGGUGCUGCGGACCGGCAGCGGAGGGGCCGAUGUGCGGGGCACGGCGAGGAGGCUGCAGGCGCGGGCGGCUCGGCGAGGGUACCUGAGCGAGCUGCUGCACGUCUUCCACCUCCUGCCCGCCUUCCUGGUGAAGAUGAGCAGCGAUGUGCUGGACAUGGCGCUGAAGCUGCCGCAUGUGGAGUACGUCGAGGAGGAUGCGUACGUCUUUGCACAGAGCAUCCCCUGGAACCUGGGCAGGAUCGUGCCGCCGCAGCCCGGCUCGAGUGCCUACAGCCCUCCCAAUAAAGGUGACCUGGUGGAGAUUUACCUGCUGGACACCAGUGUGCAGAGCAGCCACCGGGAGAUCGAGGGCAGGGUGCUGGUGACUGACUUUGAGAACGUCCCCGAGGAGGAUGGCACCCGAUUCCAUCGGCAGGCCAGCAAGUGUGACAGCCACGGGACACACAUGGCCGGGGUACUGGGCGGGCGCGACGCCGGCGUGGCCACGGGUGCCAACAUCCGCAGCCUCCGUGUGCUGAACUGCCAGGGGAAGGGCACGGUCAGCGGGAGCCUCAUCGGCCUGGAGUUCAUCAAGGCAACGAUGGAUGCUCAGCCCUAUGCACCGCUGGUGGUGGUGCUGCCCUUCGCCGGUGCCUACAGCCGAGUGCUCAAUGCCGGCUGCCGGCGGAUGGCGCGGAUCGGGGUGGUGCUGAUUGCAGCUGCCGGUAACUACAAGGAUGAUGCCUGCCUGUACUCACCAGCAUCCGAGCCAGAGGUCAUCACGGUUGGUGCUACCAACAGCGAGGACCAACCCGCCUCCAUCGGCACCCUGGGCACCAACUUUGGCCGCUGCGUGGACCUCUUUGCACCGGGGGACGACAUCAUCGGUGCCUCCAGCGACUGCAGCACGUGCUUCACGGCGCAGAGUGGGACGUCACAGGCGGCUGCGCACGUGGCGGGCAUUGCUGCCAUGCUGCUCAGCGCCGAGCCCCAGCUGAGCCUCGCCGAGCUCCGGCAGCGCCUCCUGCACUUCGCCACCAAGAACGUCAUGGAUGUGGCCUGGUUCCCUGAGGAGCAGCAGCUCCAGACACCCAACAGCGUGGCUGGGCUGCCCACCCGUCUGGGGGCAGGGGAGCAGCUGUACUGCCGCUCGGUGUGGUCAGCGCGCUCGGGGCUCACCCGACACGCCACGGCCGUGGCUCGCUGCACCGGCACCGAGGAGAUGCUCAGCUGCUCCAGCUUCUCCCGCAGCGGCAGGAGGCUGGGCGAGCACAUGGAGGAGAAGGACGGGCAGAAGCAGUGCGUGGCACACAAUGCUUUCCGGGGCCAGGGUGUCUAUGCCAUCGCCCGGUGCUGCACAUGGCCUAGGGACAAGUGCCAAAUCAACGCCAGCUCCAGGGUGGCUGAAGGGGCCAGCUGCUCCCCGAGGGACCACGUGCUGACUGGGUGCAGUUUCCACUCACCCAUCGCAGCACUGGGUGACAGUGGCAGACCCGUUGCAGGGCUGGAGAGGGAGCCCAGGCACUGCACCAGCAGGACGGAGGUGAUGGCGCAUGCCUUGUGCUGCCCUGCUGCCAGCCUUGAGUGCCGGGUGAAGGAGCACACAUCCCUGGAUGCUGUGGAGAAGGUGACUGUGUCCUGCGAUGCCGGCUGGACGCUGACGGGCUGCAAUGCCCAUUCCCAGAGCCCGGGCACCAUGGGAGCCUACGGCGUGGAUGAUGCCUGCGUGGCAGCCGGUGUCCCUGGCAGCAGCACCGCUGUGGUCAUUGCCAUUUGCUGCCGCAGCCGGCAGUAGGGAUGGGCUGAGCUGGAGACACGUGCCCAGCAGGGCAGGGCUGGACCAUCAGUGCCCACCUCAGAGCCUCCCCAAGGCUGAGCUGCUGGCAACCUCCGGGCUUGGGCUGCUGUGAUGGUGGGGUACAAGCUCAUCACCCUCUUGCAUAGCAGGGCUGAGGCCCAGGCUGGCUUUGUAAGAGGUCUCCAAGCAGCCCCUUCGCAGGCCUGCUGCAUCCCAGGAGUGAUCCCAGCAUCCUUCCCAGGUCUAUGAACACCCCAACUGUAUGAGCCAUCUCA
Molecule: messenger RNA, 2254 nt
Organism: Pezoporus flaviventris
Lineage: Eukaryota; Metazoa; Chordata; Aves; Psittaciformes; Psittacidae
Gene: PCSK9
Product: proprotein convertase subtilisin/kexin type 9
Exons: 12
Coding region: 336-1976 (546 amino acids)
Biological process (GO): proteolysis
Molecular function (GO): serine-type endopeptidase activity
Source: RefSeq, a predicted model, not a curated record